UGAUCCUGACAAUUAAUAGCCAACCCAAAUCUUGUAAUGAUCUAUGUGUUUCUCUUCAGCCAUCUUUAUCUCAGAUGUUAGGAGUCUUGAAGGACCUAAUUCAUUUCACAUUCAUAAACGGUCCAUCAUAAAACGGUUAAGUAGAUCACUAUUCCACCCACCAUCUACAACAAGUUAUCAAAGUUGAGAUUCCCUGAGAGCAGAGAUGAAGUUACUAGGUUGGAUGCACCGUAAGUUUCGCCAAAAUAGCAGUGAACAAUUCAAGGAUUUUGCCAUUGGGCAUUCUUGUAAUUGUCUUACCGGGCAGUCAUUACUGGAUGACCAACAAAUCUAUUCAAAGCCAAACUAUGGUACCAAGCCAUUCAGGCCAUCCCAGAGAGACCAUCUUCGAAAGUCAUUUGCUGGUGUAGAAGCAGCACGAGUAGAUGAAGAAGACUAUGAAGAGGAUUCAUCAUCGGCAAUGUCUGAGCUAUUCCAUGGCUUUCUUGCCAUCGGCACCCUUGGUUCAGACCCUAACAUUCCUGAUCCAUCAACACCUACAUUUGCUAUCUCUGUAGAAAAUAUAACUGAAAAAGAAACUGAAGUAACAGAGAAUGAGCUGAAGCUUAUUAAUGAUGAGUUGGAGAAGGUUCUAGGAGCAGAAGCUAAAGAAGAAGGCUACUCAUCUGGAAGAAACAGUUAUGUCAGCACUGGAAGAAGCAGUCAUGUCAGCGCUGGAAGAAGUAGCCAUGGCAGCACAAUUACCCUUAGUGGAAAGCCAAUCGAAGGUUCAGAUACCAAUGGGAAUGGUACUACAGUUUGUCCACUCCAAGGUUAUCUUUUUGGCUCAGCAAUUGAAUUGUCAGAAACAACUACAGUGGCCAAAAAGGAACACAGGACCUCACUUGGGGAGCUGUUUCAGAGGACUAAAAUAACUGAAGAGAAUGUAGGGGGUAAAUAUGACAAGGAGGAAAAGCGAACAGAGAAGGAAGGAGAUAAAUCUGCAGUGCAUAUUAUGAAAAAAAUGCUGAAGAAAAAAAUGCUCAAUGCUUCUAGGAGCUCUACUGCCGCCACUGAAGGAAAUAUUGAUUCUGCUUCAGCAGAAACAAAACUGCACAAGAUCUUGCACAUGUUCCACAGAAAAGUUCAUCCUGAAAGCUCAACAGCCACAUAUAAGCAUGGCAAGCCUCAAAAGAAUGAGAACAAAGAAAACAUCUUCUAUGAUGGAGGUCAUGAGGAUGGAGGUCAUAUGCUUACAGAUGACGACAUAAUGAUAUUUCCUCAAAGAGCCCUCUCAAAGAAAAUGCGGCGCUACAAGAGCCAAUCUAUCCCACCUCAAUUCACACUUAAUUGCAAUGAUUCAAAUGGGAACAGGGAGUGCUGGAUCAAAACAGAUGCAGACUACCUCGUGUUGGAGCUCUAAAGGCAGAAGAAGCUUUCAAGUGUGUGGUUUUCCAAUUAUCAUCCCCGGUUAGUAUGAAUGAACACUGAUGGUGUUUCCUAUGUUUGAUAGAUUCUCUACUAUUUGUAAUUACUAAGUAAGCUGGUGUCUGAGAGUGGCUAUUUUAUAAAAGUGAUUGAAGUAAAUAAAGGAGGUCCACCUCCUAAAACCUACAUGUGAGAGUGCUUAAUGUAAAAUUAUAAGGCAUUAUCGUUUCCUACAAAAACAUAUCACAAUUAGUAUUGGGGUUCAA
Messenger RNA from Gossypium arboreum, 1673 nucleotides. RefSeq names its product protein LAZY 1-like. Gene Ontology annotation, biological process: gravitropism; regulation of auxin polar transport. NCBI's taxonomy places the organism in Eukaryota, Viridiplantae, Streptophyta, Magnoliopsida, Malvales, Malvaceae. The record is from RefSeq and is a predicted model, not a curated record. Bases 206 to 1402 code for a protein of 398 amino acids. The transcript has 5 exons.